Photinus pyralis (common eastern firefly) is the source of this 1112-nucleotide messenger RNA. Its product is annotated as transforming growth factor beta regulator 1. Gene Ontology annotation, biological process: regulation of cell cycle. The record is from RefSeq and is a predicted model, not a curated record. The transcript is spliced from 4 exons. Bases 56 to 1069 code for a protein of 337 amino acids. Lineage: Eukaryota; Metazoa; Arthropoda; Insecta; Coleoptera; Lampyridae. Gene Ontology annotation, cellular component: nucleus.
AUUUAUUAUGCAAAAUUUCUAACCUAUUUCUGUUUGUUUUUGAAAUCAACGCAAAAUGAAUUAUUCUUACUCUAAUAAAAGCUCGUUAACACAUACAAAGAUCACAAAACCACCAGGGAAAUAUAAAACAAAAUUGAUGAUGCUUAAAAAUACAAUACGAGAAACUGUUUUCGAAAACUUGGCACUUUGUGAUGAGGUGAGCGAAGUACAGGAACUUAUCCUAAUUCGGAACGAGGAGAAGAAAUUUCUAUUGCGAAAACUCUGCCAAAUUGAUCCCCAAGUUGACAUAGAGGUACAACGAAUCAUUAAUACAAACACUACGCAAACUCCACUUUCAACUUCAACAACACCACCCAAAAAGCCGAAGAAGAGAUCCAAUAAUGAUGAUCACAAAGGGUCGAAACGUAAACUAACGAGUAAGACCCAAAAGAAACUGCUUCAGCUAAUUCCAUUGGAUCAAACUGGCCAUCCAAUAUAUCCGAUAGUAUUAGAUAACUUAAGCAUCCAUUCUAUAGGGGAGAUCGUUUGUGAUCGUCCCGAAUUUCAUUCGGAAGAAGCCAUCUUCCCCGUCGAUUAUAUAUCAACCAGAAUUUAUGGGAGUAUGAAAGAUCCAACUAGUAAAUGUGUCUACACUUGUAAAAUAAGUAGCAUGAACGAUUCACCUCGGUUUGAACUUACCCCCGACGAUGAUCCCACAGCGACAAUAAUCGGAAGUUCAGCAGACAUGUGUCAUUCGCUACUUCUGCAGCAGAUUAACGAUACCUUGUCGCUUAAUGUCGUCAGCGUACGUCCGCGGGGGAACGAUUUCUUCGGCCUGACCCACCCUACUGUGCUUAAUCUCAUUCAAAGUUCACCCGCUGCGAAAAAGUGUACCAAUUAUAGGUGGUCAAAGUUCGAGGUGUCGAAAAGCGGGGAAUGUUACGUGGAGGAUCCGGACACUUGUCUCAGUUUCGAAUCCCUUCAGAACAGCAUAAAUUAUUGUAAAUUUAAGAUGACUUCCGAAAUUCAUCCACAACCUUCUACUAGUAUAUUGCAAUCGAAAGAGAGUUUCGGCAGUUAUUAUGUUUGAUGUGUAUAUUAUAUUUAAGUUACGUUUAAAUUUUUUGUCUGAA